UCUCAAUUCUCGAAAGGAGCUUUUCUAUGGUCACCGAAAAACUUAUUAAAAUGCGAAAUGGUUAACCUGCGCCCCCGAAUAUAUAUCUCCUCUCAGCCGCCGACGAAAGCCGUAGACAUAAGACGCUCCGGUUCGAGAACGAACCAAGCGAGCAAGAACCAAGAAACGAACAGGCGGAGAAGACGUACGGCCGUACGGGAGAGUAGGCGGCAGCCGGUGUUUCUGGGCUGGGUUCGCCAUGCCCCUGCCGCCGCCCAACAUGCGCACGCAAGAACCUCACCCCUGGCUCCGCGAUGCCCCCGACGACCUCCCGGACUGCGACGGGACGGGCGCCUGCUUCCCUGGCGGCGGUCUGUGCUACCCCGACGACCCGCUCGAACUCGUCCACUCGCUCUUCCCUGCUCAGACCACCGUGGACCGAUCGGCGCUCGGGAUAGGCACCAGCGCCGGCGAGCCUCCCUGUAGGGAGCAGGAGCAGCCGCUGGCGGAGAGCGCGUAUGGUGGUGGCGGCAGCGGCGGGCGGAAUUCUUGUGGCUUGUCCAGCUACGUUCUUGAGGGACUCUCCGGCCUCGAGGAAAUUGAUACGAACAUGUUCUUUGCUGACGACGCGCUGGACGGCGGCGGCGGCGGCGGCGGCGGCGAGGCGACCCAAGACAACUUGCCCUGCGACUCGACGGGAGCCAAGCCCAAGCCGCCGGCGCACAUGCCAGAAGCUGGUGACGUUCACGCGUCGCCGCUGCCCGCGCACAUGCUACCCGGCGCCCUCCAAGCGUACGACGCGUGCCGUGCGUUCCAUGGCGCGUCGCCGCCCAUGGCAGCGGGCGGUCCGCUGCCCGACUUCGUCACCAACGACGGCGCGCCCAUGCCAGCUGCUGCUGGCCUUCACGCGUGCGGCGCCUUGCCCGGAAUUGUCUCUAACGGCGCGUCUAAGCCGCCAUCGUGCCGUGCGUUCCAUGGCGCGUCGCCGCCCACGGCAGCGGGCGGUCCGCUGUCCGUCUUCGUCACCAACAACGGCGCGCCAAUGCCGGGGGCUGCUGCUGGCCUUCACGCGUGCGUCGUGGUGUUGCCUGGCAUUGUCUCCAUCGGCGCGUCUGGGCCGCCACGGAUGGAGCCCAUGCCAGCACGUGCUAGUCUCCACCCGAACGCUGCGCCGGCGCACGCCCCUCCGCCACCGUCUCCGCCGUCGUCCAGCGCGUCUUCCGGCUCGGGCCGCUGCCCGUCGUCAGCGACAUCGGGGACCGAGUUCUUGCAACCCCACGCCUGGGUUGUUCCCAGGCGGCAGCGGAGCCUACCCACAGGUGCCCGCAGGUCACGAUCCGCGCCACGCCAGAGGAACAUGCAAGCCCAGAAGGUAUGCCGCCACUGCCACUCGCCGGAUACGCCGCAGUGGCGCACAGGCCCGAACGGGCGGGCCACUCUGUGCAACGCGUGUGGGUUACGCUACGCGGGACACAGGCUGGUGCCGGAGUACCGGCCGCUCACGGCUCCUAGCUUCCGGAGCGGGCAGCACUCCAACCGCCACCGGAACGUCAUGAAACUCAGGGAGCAAAUGAAGGCGGCGGCGACGGAGGAGGAACCGUCGGAACAGCCGACAGAAGGCAACACGUAGAAUGAUGGGCUCAUCCGCUCAUGGCUCACAUAUCAGCAGCAGGCUUAUGACACCGGCUAGGCCAAGGUUUAGGCUUUGAAUCUUUUGUUGGUUUCGUUUCUUAGCGAUGAUUCUGUGCUACUAGCUAGUGUAGUAGUAAGAACUAGUGAUCAAUCAUCCAUGGAUCCAUGAAUGUUAGCUAGUCUCUUUCGAUUGAUUCAUUAUUACUAG
Molecule: messenger RNA, 1819 nt
Organism: Zea mays
Lineage: Eukaryota; Viridiplantae; Streptophyta; Magnoliopsida; Poales; Poaceae
Product: zinc finger protein 703
Exons: 1
Coding region: 239-1609 (456 amino acids)
Biological process (GO): regulation of DNA-templated transcription; cell differentiation
Cellular component (GO): nucleus
Molecular function (GO): zinc ion binding; sequence-specific DNA binding
Source: RefSeq, a predicted model, not a curated record